GUUGAACAAGUUAACUGUCUAUUGUAAACAUAUGAUCCAAAAGACUGGCUUUCUGGUCAACUUAUUUACUGACAACUCUACUUGACCAUUAAUUUUGGUAUCGCUUGCUGGUUAUUGUAAUUGUUAAGCUUUUCGGCUCUAAUGGUGUUAAGUGAAUCAAGUCGAUAGACUUUUCUAACCAGGUGUCAGUUUUCACCUUCAUUUUUGGUUGGAAUCUUCAAUAUGACUAUCUACAAGUGUGAUUAUGGAUAAAAGUUUGUUCAAUUAACUCAAUGGAAUCACUGCAACCUUGUGAAUUAAUUCGGUGAAGAUGAUUGAGUCAUGGUGAAACCAGUGUAGAAUCACACCUUCCCAGUUCAACUGAACCUUUAACUUAAUUUUUACAUUUUAACUUCAUUGAAAUUUAAAAUUAAUUAAUGAAUCUGAUUUGUCAAGAAAGGAAUAACAGAUUAUCCAUACAGGAUCGAGUGAAAAAGAAAGCAAAAAAUAAGGAGAUUGGUGCCAACUCUCAUUCUUUCUCUAACAAACACCAUCAUGUCAUCUGAUAUGAACUGCUCUCGGAAACCCCAUCAAUGUGCUAAUUGUACCAAAUCAUUUGCAUCCAGCCAUCAGUUGGCUCAACAUACUAGAAUCCACACUGGGGAGAAACCAUACAAAUGUCAAUUCUGUGAUAAAUCUUUUAAACAAUUAAGCCAUCUCCAACAGCAUACAAGGCUUCACACAGGAGAAAGACCCUACAAAUGUCCCAAUAUGGAUUGUGGACGAACCUUCAUACAAUUGAGCAAUUUACAACAACACAUGAGAAGCCACAUGACAAGCCAAGAAAAGAUGGAAAAAGAUAGGGAUAAAUGCCAUUAUUGUGUUAUAUGCAGAAAGGGUUUCAAAGCUCAAGCAAAUUUGCUAACCCACAAGUGUAAACAAAAAGGAUCUGGUUCCCAUAGAAAUCAAAUAAGUAACGUUUGUCCAGUCUGUUCAAUUGAAUACCAAUCUAAACAACUACUCAUCAACCAUCUAAGAGAGGAACAUGAGUUUAACUAUGAAAAUUCAAAGAGAAACCAAUCAACACCCACCCACUAUUGUCCAGUAUGCGGCCGAAGCUACUCUAAUGAAGGAUCUCUUCGCAAACAUAUAUCAACAGUUCAUGCUGAUGCUUUUAAUUUAACCCAAAAUAACUCAACUUUCAACAACAAUAAUUUUACUGCAUGUACUAUCUGCAAUAUUAACUUUGCAACCCAUUCAGACUUCCUGAAUCAUAUGGAGCAAAUGAGAACGCAUCCAAGGCACCAAUUUGAAGCGCAAAUUGUGCUGAGCUGUGCAGCAGCUGAAAGGAGAGCACGAGAAGUCAGCAAUAUGAACAGAGGUCAACUUAAUCAAUCCCUUAUUCUAUCUCAGAUAGAAUUGGCCAAAUUUGAGGGCCAACAUCAAGAAUCAAGUAAUGCCGCCCUUCUAAGCAUUACGAGAAAAGAUGCCGCCUCACUACUUUCUGGGUGUCAUCAAUCUGUUCCAAACAAUCAUCAAUCAAAUAAUAUUCAAUGACAUUAUUUGAAUAUCAACUUAUGAAUUUCAUUGACUAUGUAACUUAAGCUCACAACCUAUCAAACGACACAAAGCAACCUCAUCUUUCUAUCUUUGUAACAUGCCAAAAAUUAAUGUCAAUUUUUUCGACAAUUUCCUUACACUCAUUCGAUUUUCCUCUCGUUCGUCUUCUAGUGUAAACAUUAUUAGUUAUUGAUAUCUGAUUGAAUAAGAUUAAAAAAUACCAUCGAUCAAUCGUUUGCUGAUUAUCAGCUGA
Molecule: messenger RNA, 1792 nt
Organism: Tetranychus urticae (two-spotted spider mite)
Lineage: Eukaryota; Metazoa; Arthropoda; Arachnida; Trombidiformes; Tetranychidae
Biological process (GO): regulation of gene expression
Cellular component (GO): nucleus
Source: RefSeq, a predicted model, not a curated record